This is a messenger RNA of Cordyceps fumosorosea ARSEF 2679, 1560 nucleotides long. Its product is annotated as protein farnesyltransferase. Lineage: Eukaryota; Fungi; Ascomycota; Sordariomycetes; Hypocreales; Cordycipitaceae. The coding region runs from base 1 to 1560 and encodes 519 amino acids. Gene Ontology annotation, molecular function: protein farnesyltransferase activity; CAAX-protein geranylgeranyltransferase activity. The transcript has 3 exons. Gene Ontology annotation, cellular component: CAAX-protein geranylgeranyltransferase complex; cytoplasm; protein farnesyltransferase complex. Gene Ontology annotation, biological process: protein farnesylation; protein geranylgeranylation. The record is from RefSeq and is a predicted model, not a curated record.
AUGCCCUCCAAGUCCAAGGGCACAGUCAAAGCAUCCCCCGAUCCCAAAGAACACCAGCAACAACCACCCCAGGCUCAACAAACACCGCCGUCCACCGUCGCCGACCGCACGCGGGAACGCUUCCACGCCACUAAUCCCCUCGCCUCCCGCGUCCAGACCUCGGGCCUGUCCUCGCUGACCGCCGCCGAGAAGAAGACCUUUGUCUACAGCCAGCUGCUCCAGCCCGUCGCCCAGCAGCGGGUCCCGCUCAGCAACAAGACAGAACGCGAGUUCUGGAAGGCCAUCGCCAAAGAGGGCCUGCCGAUCCGACGCCUGCGCCCGAGCGGCGACUACAUCUGGGGACCGGACAAGGCCGGCCGCGACGUCGGCUCCUACUCGCUCGCGGAGCACGAGACGCGGAGCGCCAAGCAGGCGAGGCUAACCGCCCUACGGCUGCUGUCGCAGCAAUAUCGAACGAAACGCGACCUGGCAAGGCACAGCGGCGCCAAGGGCGACGACGUUACCGCAGAAGAAACGGAGACGGAAAAGACAAGACGGAAAGAAAUGGCGGCGCUGAAUAGGGAAUUGUACGGCGACAUCACAGGUGCGCUGGCCAGCGACCCGGAAUGGGACGACGUCGUGCCCAUCGUGCACAAUGAGCCCGAGGACGCCAUAGCUCGAAUCGCAUACCCCGACGACUACGCAGAGGCCGUCGCGUACCUCCGCGCCGUCAUGGCGGACAAGGAGUACUCUCCGCGCACGCUGCGCCUGACCGCGCUCGUCAUCGCCCUCAACCCCGCGCACUACACCGUCUGGCUCUUCCGCUUCGAGAUCGUCAAGGCCCUCGCCAUACCCGUCCCGGACGAGAUCGCCUGGCUCAACGAGGUCGCCCUCGAGAACCUCAAAAACUACCAAAUCUGGCACCACCGCCAGCUCCUCCUCGAACACCACCUGCCCCAAAUCUCCGCCGACGACGCCGCCGUCGCCGCGCUCGGCCGCUCCGAGGCCGCCUUCCUCGCCACCAUGCUCGCCGAGGACGCCAAGAACUACCACGUCUGGUCGUACCGGCAGCACAUGGUGCGCCGCCUCCGCCGCUGGGACGCCGAGGAGGAGCUCGCCGCCGCCGAGGCCCUCGUCGACGACGACCCGCGCAACAACUCGGCCUGGUCGCACCGCUUCUUCCUCGUCUUCCAGGACCCGGCCGCGUCCACGCCGGGCUGCGGGCCCGCGGAGCGCGACCCGGCCGUGCCCGCCGAGGUGGUGGCGCGCGAGGUCGCGUACGCGCGCGGCAAGAUCGCGCUCGCGCCGCAGAACCAGUCCGCGUGGAACUACCUGCGCGCAGCGCUGGCCAAGGGGGGGCGGGAGCUGGGGAGCGAGCGGGAGCUGGCGGAGGGGCUGGUGGACGGGCUGGGCACGGAAGCGGAGAGCGUACGCAGCUCGCACGCGCUCGACUACCUGGCGGACGUGUACGCGCAGGCCGGCGACGCCGACAAGGCGAGGCUGUGCCUGCAGCGGCUGUCGGAGAAGUGGGAUCCGAUCCGGGAGGGAUACUGGAAGUACAGAGUGCAGCAGCUAGUCUAG